This is a messenger RNA of Leptomonas pyrrhocoris, 595 nucleotides long. RefSeq lists its product as hypothetical. Gene Ontology annotation, biological process: carbohydrate derivative metabolic process. The transcript has a single exon. Gene Ontology annotation, molecular function: carbohydrate derivative binding; isomerase activity. The record is from RefSeq and is a predicted model, not a curated record. Bases 29 to 595 code for a protein of 188 amino acids. Lineage: Eukaryota; Euglenozoa; Kinetoplastea; Trypanosomatida; Trypanosomatidae.
GAAACAAUUGGAAACUCACUACACGACUAUGGAAAAGACCUACCAGGGUCUCUACACGACGCUGCUGCGCGAGCACGAGGAGGUGUUCGCCAAGCAGGACCUGGCACAGCUGCGCGCCUUCAUGGACGCCAUCAAGAGCUGCGACGGACGCGUCUUCGUGCUCGGCUGCGGCCGUGAGGGCAUCGCCGCCCGCUCCUUCGCCAUGCGCCUGACGCACCUCGGCAAGAAGGUGCACUGGCUGUGGGACGACACCACUCCUGGCAUGCACCCCGGCGACCUCUUCAUCUGCGUCAACGGCUCCGGUGCGAUCGGCAACGUGAUGUACGUAUACGAACAGGCUAAGAAGACAGGUGUCGACAUUGCCAUGAUCACCGGCGACCCGAUCCGCUGCCCGAAGGACGUCAAGCACACGCUUUUCAUUCCCGCAAUGGUCUACCGCGGCACGUGCCCGGACGUCGUCCACUCCGACCAACCCAUGGGCAACUUAUUCGAGCAGCACCUCUUCCUGCUGUUCGACGUGAUCGUGAUGAUGUUGGAGAAGGAGGUGGGUCAGAGCCACGACGCGAUGGAGGCGCGCCACCGCAACAUCGAGUGA